AGAGAAUACGGUGUUGCAAUUUCAAUGCAGGAAGUAGUGACGAUCUCCCGACGGUAAAGUCAGGCAACAUCAUGGCGCUUUUGAGAGGGUUGCUUCCUAGAGCUUUCCGAUAUCACAGUGCUUAUUGUCAGACAUUAGUCCGGUUAAAUCAGAGAAACUUUACUUCGCCAGUCCAGAUCAAAGGAUUGGACCAUCUCGUUCUGACAGUAAAGAGCAUUGAAAAUACUACUGCGUUCUACUCUCGAACACUGGGAAUGCAGGUCAUCACUUUCAAGGGUAAUCGCAAAGCACUGACCUUUGGGGAUCAGAAAUUCAACUUGCAUGAAAUUGGGAAGGAAUUUGAGCCAAAAGCACACAAGCCUACAGCAGGAUCCAUGGAUCUAUGUCUAAUCACAGACACACCUCUAAGUAAAGUGAUUGAACAUCUUAAGAUAUGUGGAGUUCACAUUGAGGAAGGUCCUAUUGAGCGAACUGGGGCAGUGGGUGUUAUAAAGUCAGUCUACUUCAGAGAUCCGGACUAUAACUUAAUUGAAGUUUCCAAUUACCAUUCUGACGAACAGUAAAGUACCACCAAAUAUCAUUCAAAUGCCUACAAGAAACAAACCUACAAGACAAGCUACUGAUUUAUUAUGUUUAAGAAGGGACUGCAGAUACUGGAAAAUCGAAGGUAGACAAAAAUGCUGGGGAAACUCAGCGGGUGAGGCAGCAUCUAUGGAGCGAAGGAAAUAGGCGACGUUUUGGGUCGAGACCCUUCUUCAGACUUCAGUAACACCCGCUGAGUUUCUCCAGCAUUUUUGUCUACUAUUGACUUAUUAUGGUGCGUUUAAUAGUAUGAACAUAAUUCCAGCGUCAAUAUUCCAUGCUGUGGCAUAGACAAGGAAGUUCAACAUAGUGAAAAUAUACAUUCUGGCUUACGUAUAAGGUGAAGAGAGUAAUGUCAAACUCUUAAUUAAUCAAUAUAUAUUUCAAGUACUUUUUA
This is a messenger RNA of Amblyraja radiata (thorny skate), 979 nucleotides long. It is a transcript of the gene glod5, whose product is annotated as glyoxalase domain containing 5. The transcript is spliced from 4 exons. The record is from RefSeq and is a predicted model, not a curated record. NCBI's taxonomy places the organism in Eukaryota, Metazoa, Chordata, Chondrichthyes, Rajiformes, Rajidae. The coding region runs from base 72 to 563 and encodes 163 amino acids.